This is a messenger RNA of Folsomia candida, 3606 nucleotides long. RefSeq names its product MMS19 nucleotide excision repair protein homolog (gene Mms19). The coding region runs from base 216 to 3404 and encodes 1062 amino acids. Lineage: Eukaryota; Metazoa; Arthropoda; Collembola; Entomobryomorpha; Isotomidae. The transcript is spliced from 20 exons. Gene Ontology annotation, biological process: iron-sulfur cluster assembly. Gene Ontology annotation, cellular component: cytosolic [4Fe-4S] assembly targeting complex. The record is from RefSeq and is a predicted model, not a curated record.
UAGUUAAUUAACAACAUUAAAUUAUAUCGACUUGUUUAGAAGGAAAAAUAGUGAGAAGUUGGUAAUUGUGUGAAAUUUUAAAGUUCAGUGUACAAGUCUCCACCUUUCACCUUUUUGACUUUGUGGUUUUUCGAGUUAAUUGAAUUCUUUAAAGAAUCGACAUAACACGUGGCUGAGGUUUUGAAUAACAGAGGACGAACUACUUAAUUAGCAGGAUGGCGUCAAACGACUUAACCGACCUCAUCACAGCCGCCAUCGCAAAUUCCGGUGACGAAGCCCUGGUCGAGUCAAAGUCAAAGGAAAUUGCUCAAAAGAUUACGUCGCGAGAGUCCACAUUAUUGGGGCUGGUGGAGAAUCUUGGUCCUCAACUAACCAGCACGACGGUACUUGAUCGAGUGAAAGCAGUCGAUAUCCUCGCCCGAGUUUUCUCCACGCUCCCGAAAGAUUUCCUCACCGAGAAAGAAUUGGAAUUCAUCGUCGAGUUUUUAUGUAAUCGCCUAAAAGAUCAACAUCUCGUCAUUCCGAAAGCGAUUUUGUGCUGUUAUCCAAUCGUCCAAUGUCAGAACCUGCCAAGGGGCGCGGGUGCCCAACUACUUCACCAGAUUUUCCAGGAAGCCAAUGUGCAAUCUCAUGUUCAUAAAAUACGAAGAACCGUCUUUGAGAUUAUCGAGUUCCUAAUCAGGCACAGAAUAGAAGAAUUGAAGGAAUUAUCGUCUGACUUUGUCGUGAAUUUUCUGCAAGCGAUGGAUGGAGAAAAAGACCCUCGCAACUUGUUGCUCCUGUUUCAAAUGAUGCCUCACGUAAUCUCCACCUUUGACUUGGGUCCUUUCCUGGAAGACUUUUUUGAAAUUUUGUCCUGCUAUUUCCCCAUCGACUUUUCUCCGACCGUGAGUCUUGGUGGGACCGUAAUUACGAGGGAAGUUCUCGCCUCCGCUCUGCACACUUGUCUCUCGCACACCAACAAGUUUUCUCCAUUCCUGAUUCCUCUCGCGAUGGAAAAGUUGGACUCUAGUCUUAUCGAUUCGAAACUUGACUCUCUCCGGUUGCUGGAGCUUUGCUGCGAGAAAUGUUACCAACCCGGAAACCUUCAACCGUUCCUCGCCCAGAUGUGGCACUCACUCCGGAGAGAAAUCUUCAUGGGGGGAAAUGAAUCCGUAGAGAAACAGUGCAUCACACUUAUCCAAAGUGUGUUCAAAGUCGUGUCAAGAGACGACGGUGUACUGAAUACGUGCAUUGAACUGAUUUUCACAGAGUGCAAGCACCACUUGUGCGAACCCGAACUCCGGCUGAUACAUCCCACGUCGCGAAUUCUAAUUGGGAUGUGUAACGCAAGUGAAAAAUCGUGCCGAGCCGUGGCCCCUCUAAUUCUGCAAGUACUUCACGACCAACUCACGAGGACUUCCGUUCAAGGAGAAAAGAAAAGAAUUAUGGAGAUUGCUGAACUAAUACUGUCAACUUGUCGCCAAUACCCAGAAGUGGCUUUAGUGGAAUUAGUGGACAAGUGGGACGAAAUGUUGGGAGCUUGGUUCAGCUUUAUAACCAACGACGACUCAGAAUUUGCCAACUUAUCGUUGAAGAUCUUGUUACGAGUUUUAGAAAAUGAGGCCGACUUUCCCCAAAAGGACAGAUUUUUACUGCAAGAGCACUUAUUAGCUUUGCUCAAGUGCAACUCACUUUCUGAUGGAGCUUUAGCUACGACGAUUAAAAUUGCAGAAACACUUGUUGCCAAACAUGGAGAUGAAUUUUCAGAAAACUGCGUUAACAAGUUGCUCUCGUCUAUGUCUCAACAAGGAGAAUGUCUCGACGAUGGGAACGAGAUGGGAAGUCCUUGUGCAAAAGUUUUGGCAGAAUGUGCCCCACACAAUGCAACCGUUUUGGAGAAAGUCGUUUCUUCAUUAUUAACUCAGAUUAGUUCAAGUUCUUUUUCAAGAGAAGGAGAAAUCCCUCAAUCACUAAAGUGUCUAAACAGAGUGGUGGAGAAAGUAAACGAGUUUUCUCCCAACUUUGAACAAGUGGCCUCUCUCAAUUCCAUUCUCGUUGUGCGACUUGCCGUUUUCGACAAAAUAUUUCAACUUGUCCUUGAAAUUGCCAAAACCAUGCGUGCUGGAGGUGGAGGCAUUGACAUGCUGAAUCAACAGACUGAAAUGAAUGGGAUGGAAGUGGAGACAACAACAAAGGACCUGGAUAUUUUCAAUAUCUGUGUAAGAAUAGUACGUAACUUGGUCCGAAGUAGUGGUGAAGUGGUUCAGCAAGACUUGGUGGACCGGUUCUGGAAACAGAACGUGCUGGAGGCUGAUUGGGAAAGUUUUCUAGACGGGUUUCCGUUUCAACUAGUGGAAGCAAUCCUGGGUGGGUUACGACCAAAAAUUGAGAUCUACCGAAAAGCCGAGUUUGCUGAAUACUUGUUACAAAAGAGUGUUCAGCCCACGCCACAUAAUGGGCACCCUUACCAGCGACUUUUGUCCGUCUUUGUCAACAAGUUGGAACCAGAAGCGGACUUUGAAAGUUUACUGAAGCGAGUGGAGACCGUAAUUUUUGAGAACUUGGUGAAAAUAUCGAGCUCCAUUCGAUUCCCAGAAUCUUCUUCUUCUUGUGGCGAAUCUCCGAUGGAAGUGGAUGACACGGACGGUGAAAUAGACGGAAAGUUGACCGAGGACGAGUCGUCGAGGUCGUGUUGCGCUACUUCUCUCCUUACGUGGAUUACGAAGGGUUUAGCAAUGCGGGGAAUACAGGACUUGAGUACUUGGUUGGGACGGUUGAUAAAUCUGCUCAACAGUAACAUCGUGGGAACCGUGGCUGCUGACGGAUUCGGGAUUUUACUCUGUGAUGAUGAGGUUUCCCUAAAUCCGAAAUCUCACUGCAAGUUCAGGUUCUUGUAUAAGCAGCGACUUUUCCAAACGUCAGUUCCACGCCUGGUGACUGGUUAUCGUGGGUCAAAGUCAAAUAUGGCGAAAGCAAAUUUCAUCAAAGCCCUGAGUUGUCAGUUGAAGCACAUUCCAAGCUCAAUUUUGGGAAUGGAGAUGGAAAGUGUUUUCCCUUUGCUCGUUGCCAGUCUGAAACUUGACACUUCCGCUCCACUUGUUUCCUCGACAUUGAAAGCUUUUACGGAAAUGUUACAAAACUCUGAUGAAGAAACGGAUAAGAAGCUUAUCGAAUAUUGUUACGAUAUUGUGCCUCAGCUCGUAAAAUUGGCAGGAUUUCCGGGAAAUAUGGAGGUGAGAUGUAUGGCCUUGCAGUGUUUGCUGAAAUGUGCAAAAUGUCCUUCACACGUCGUAUUACCGCUGCGAGCAAAGGUCAUUGACGACCUUGGCCAAUGCGUGGACGACCAUAAAAGACUCGUGCGAAAAGAAGCCCGGACGGCGAGGAAUGCUUGGAUCCUUCUUGGCGCUGCUGGAGGAAGUUAGCCACGCGUAUCUAACUAGCUAUCAGAACGUACUAGGAACUGGAUAGUUACAUGUGCCAGAAAUUUAUUAAAUGAUAAAUAAUUUUGUAAGACAAAGUCUGCUCUGCUGCUUCCUAUAAGAAAUAUCUAUGUACUGUUUUUAUAAACACAAUAAAUAAAGGUGACUCUCGUGACAUAAAUGGCUAUGUUUCUCGUACAAAUAA